Meloidogyne enterolobii is the source of this 1848-nucleotide messenger RNA. The record is from the annotation of a GenBank genome assembly. Lineage: Eukaryota; Metazoa; Nematoda; Chromadorea; Rhabditida; Meloidogynidae.
UCAGUAACUGCAAUGGAUGAAAGGGUAGUUAUUAAUGUUGGAGGAAUCAGACAUGAAACCUAUCAGGCUACUUUAAAAAAGAUCCCUGCUACGCGUCUUUCAAGGCUUAGCCCAGCACAGUCGAAUUAUGAUCCCCUAUUAAAUGAAUACUUUUUUGAUAGACAUCCGGCUGUGUUUGAGCAGAUUUUAAAUUAUUACCGUACGGGCAAGUUGCAUUACCCUACCUCAGUCUGUGGCCCUUUAUUUGAGGAAGAACUUGAAUAUUGGGGACUCGACGCUAAUCAAGUCGAACCUUGUUGUUGGAUGACCUAUAAUCAACACAGGGACACCCAAGAAACUUUAGCAGUUUUGGACAGACUGGACAUGGACUGUCUAAAAGACGAAGACCCCCAGACAAGAGAACAACAGAGAAUGAAAAAGUUCGGUUGGGAGGAAGAAUAUUGGGAAGGUCGAUUGGAUUGGUGGAUGAGGAUAAAGCCGAAACUUUGGGCACUUUUUGAUGAGCCUUACUCUUCUGCGGCUGCUAAAGUAGUUGCUUCCAUCAGUGUUUGCUUCAUUUGUGUCUCUAUAUUCUCCUUUUGCCUCAAAACUCAUCCCGGUUUUCGAGUUCCUCUUUUAUCCUCAGAUAAUGAUAACAACAACUUUACAACUCAUAUGGGUGAAAAUAAUAACCUCAGCAAUAAUAAUUAUAAUUCUCCUCAUAUCCAUUCCUCUACUACUUCGAAUACUGCAAGUGACCAUAAAAUUGGCACUGAACCUCACAAAUAUUUUUCUCAGAUUGAAUUUAUUUGCAAUAUUUGGUUCACUUUUGAAAUUAUUGGCAGAUUCCUCUGUUGCCCCAAUCGCAUUCACUUUAUCAAAUCUCCAUUAAAUAUAAUUGAUCUGAUUGCUACACUUAGUUUUUAUACGGAUGCAGUAUUAGUCCGUUUAUUAGAUGAUAAAGCACCCAAAGAUUUGGUUGAAUUUCUUUCAAUGAUACGCAUUUUAAGGCUGUUUAAACUCACUCAACACCAUCGGGGUCUUCAAAUAUUAAUUCACACAUUCCGUGCAUCUGCCAAAGAAUUGAUGCUUUUGGUUUUCUUUCUGAUUUUGGGUGUUGUUAUUUUUGCUACACUAAUUUAUUAUGCCGAAAAAACUGAAAUUAAUCCCAAUAAUCAGUUUACGUCUAUUCCUGUUGGUUUAUGGUUUUCUUUGAUUACUAUGACCACUGUGGGAUAUGGAGAUAUGACCCCACAGACAUAUCUCGGCCGGUUGGUAGGCUCAUUAUGUGCAGUUAUGGGUGUUUUAAGCAUUGCUUUACCCGUACCCGUUAUUGUCUCAAACUUUGCCAUGUUCUACUCACACUCACAGGCUCGUGAAAAGCUCCCAAGGAAAAGGAGACGAGUUUUGCCCGUUGAACAAGUUCGCCUACAAUUUCGAAGGCACGCUCAAAGCUCUUUUAUUGAACCUCAUAUAUUAAGCAGAACAGCCUCACAAAGAAGGAAUGCUAUUGCAAAUGCUAUAAUUAAUAAUUCAGAGCGCAGCACUGAGAUGGUUUUAGACGCCCGUCUCAGUCUCCUACAGAAUGCCGCCCCUCUCCCAGACCGUCAACCUGCAGCAAAGAUUUCAAAUAGCUCCCCUUUAGGGAUCUUGCUCAACAACAUUCGAGCUAGCGCUUCUCAUUGUGGAUCUCCCUCCUCAAAAGCUAAACCGUGUCGGUCACCAAGAAGUCCUUCUAGCCCUGUGAAUGGUCCUACUCCAAACACUCCAACUACAAAUAAAUAUAAGAAAAGGAACUCCCUAGGCAUUGAUCAACAAGGAUUUGGUGGAACAGUUACCUCACAGCAACACAGGUUGUUAAAAGGUUAG